UCUUCAGACCCUCACAUUCAUGUACAACAGCUCAGUUCAUGAGACAACAGGAUAUGCGCCUUUUUAUUUGAUGUUUGGACGGACUCCUCGUCUGCCAGUCGAUGUCCUUUUCCGUACUGUUCUGAAUGAUCCAGCUGUGGUCAGCUAUGACAAGUAUGUUGCAUCUCUGACGAAAGAUCUACAAGAUGCUAUGUUAAUAGCUCAGGAACAUGUCAUGAAAGAACAGCACCGUCACACUGAGAUCUACAACAGGAGAGUCAAGGGCCCUACCAUUGAAGUUGGUGACCGUGUAUUAAUGGCUAACAAAAAGGAAAGAGGAAAGAGGAAGACUGCAGAUCGUUGGGAAUCCACUGUGUACACUGUAGUAGACAGGAACACCGAAACACACACUUACAGGAUAUGUGACACAGUCUCUGGACGGGAGAAAGUCGUACACCGUAAUCUGUUGAUGUUGGUGAAUUUCCUGCCUGUGGAAAACACAAGUGUGAUCUAUGACCCAGUCUCAUCUUUGUCUUCUGUUCAGCAGUCAAACCCAAGUGAGGACUCAGUGUCAAUAGUGAGACAAAGUCAUUUGCGUGACGACAUGAGUGAGGACUGUGAUGAUCUAAUUUCUAGCCCGGGAAUUCAGGGAGAACGGAUGGGACGAACAGAGGGAGGGAGAGUUGAAUCUGAUUCCAUAACUGUUCCAGGGCAAGUGGAUUCUGAGGGACGAACUGUAGAGUGGAUUGCACUAUCACCAUUCCCUGAUACCCCGCAAGCUGAGUCAGCUGAUAAUGGAGGAAUAGAAUCAGUUCCUCUUGUCUCUCAAAGUGACCCGGUAAUAUCUGAGGACAAGAUAGGAGACCAGUUCAUGGCCUCUGACUCUUCACCUGUGACAAGCACUGACGGUAGUACAGUUGUUGCCAGCAACAUGGAUGGACAGACUGUUGUAACACAGAUAGACAAAGCUAAUGACAUGGAUAGUGUUGACACAGUAGCUUCUGUUUCACAGUCUGAAAAUCCUAGUACGUUCACACAGGUGAGGUCUAGAUUUGGUCGCAUUCUUAAGCCAGUUGACAGACUAAUUCAAACUAUGUCAAGGCAAGAUAUUAUUCACGCACAUCCGUCUAUGACGGCUAUCUGGAAGUCAGUGUUUUAGGUUUUUCAUGACUAGACUUAGAGUUGAGGUCAUACACACGUUUGGUAACAUUGGUUAUAUGGUCCAAGCUUUUCUGGUGAGCUUUAUUAAAAGAAAUGUUUAUCUGUUUUUGUUUUCCUUACUUUUCUUAGUGGCUUUAGUACACAGUAUACGUGGGUCUUGUGGGGUGUAUAAGGCACCCUACUGCCAGUGGUUGGUUGGAGAGUUUGCGCACCUCUUCUUCCACUUCAUCCUUAUUGGAUACCUUUGGGUUGGCUGUCCUGUAAUUGGUGACCCUCUGUCUAGUGUUAGAAAGUAAUGUACUUAAAGUAUUGCCGCUCAAAUUUGGUGAAAUUCAGGGGAGGUGGGUGUAACAGAGUUAGAAAUGUCAGUUAGUGUUUGUAUGUGAUUUUCACCAUAAUUAAGCAGCUGUAUUGAGUUUGGUGUUUUGGAGCCCUCCUUUGGAGAAACGGUGUACUGCAGCUCUGCUGCGUUUUGUCCUUGUGUUGUUGCCAUACCCGAUCAGAAGCGGGAUGCUUUACAUCGGAUGCUGUUAUAUGUACACCAGUGCCUGAAGGCAUGUUUUGUUCUGAUUUUUCCAAAGGUAUGUUGCUUCAUAUGUUAAAUGUGAAUUAGUUUCAGAAUGAGGAAAUAUUUUCCUGUGUUUAUUUUUCUUAUGUUUAUUUUAUACCCUUCUUGUAUGCUAAAGGUGUAUCCUUCUGUAUGAAUGUUUCUUUUGUAACAAUUUACCAAAGAGAUCAGAAGCGGGAUGCUUUACAUCGGAUGCUGUUAUAUGUACACCAGUGCCUGAAGGCAUGUUUUGUUCUGAUUUUUCCAAAGAUUCUCCAAAGGAAUAAAUGUGAGAAAAGCCAGUUCUGGUUUCAGUCCCUUCACUGCCUGAC
This is a messenger RNA of Rhinichthys klamathensis goyatoka, 2019 nucleotides long. RefSeq lists its product as uncharacterized. NCBI's taxonomy places the organism in Eukaryota, Metazoa, Chordata, Actinopteri, Cypriniformes, Leuciscidae. Bases 20 to 1138 code for a protein of 372 amino acids. The record is from RefSeq and is a predicted model, not a curated record. The transcript is spliced from 2 exons.